This is a messenger RNA of Chrysemys picta bellii (western painted turtle), 7559 nucleotides long. The record is from RefSeq and is a predicted model, not a curated record. Lineage: Eukaryota; Metazoa; Chordata; Testudines; Emydidae.
UGGAAAAAAUUGAAAUGGUUGGGAAGCUCUACUUGCAACUUCUCAGCGUUGGCAACAUCCUUUUCAUAGACUGGAAAGCUGAAGUUUGUUGUGACCCCAAACACAAAGUAACAAUCUACGCAGAGUUUGGAAUAGCCGGAAUCCUUGUUCAGAGCAACAAACCCAUCCUGGAAGAAUUAGACGGCAUUUGCAAAGUCAUGGAGCAUUGCCUUGUGGAGUGGAAGAAAUAUCUGGAGACUCAAAGGAAUAAUUAUUGCCAUCUAAACAUGUUCACUGCACGCCAACUCUUCUACUUGUGUAGCAAGUUAGCCCAACUGCAUGAAGGACAAACAGACCCACAGGUUUUGAAUAUGCUUUCUGUUUUCAAGCAUGAUGUUAUAGAAGAGGAUAUCAGAGAGGCAUUAAAGAGAGCACUUGAAACUCCUGCAGAAUCCACUGAUAUAUCACAGAAAGAUGAUCUGUCCGUGUCCUGGAAUGACUACGUUGUUAAAUUUCCUCAGCUCAUCCAAGGUCUGGUUGAGUCUGGGUAUGACAAAUCAGUGGGUAAGGCAGCUCUGCAGAGUUUCCUGCCAAACUCAGCCAUUACAGAGCAUAUGCUCAUGAAAUUUGCCUUAGACUACGCUGAUGAAGAGGAAGAGAUUGAAGAGCUGAGCAAAUUAUAUGACGAGCAGAGAGAAGCCUUUCUGCAGAAUUCCAUGAAGUUUAAAAACAGGAACAGAGAUGUGGAUCCAUCUACCUUCCAAAGUCUUGCGAAAGAUGAACUGGCCAUUUCCUUUGAGAGUUUGCCAUCUAUUCACGCCAAGGUGCAUUUGCUCUGGAACGCUUACUGUAGCAAGCUCACUGGCCUGGUGUCGGACAAAUACAUCAGCCUGGAUGUUUUCGGUGAAAUGCUGAAAUACCUGACGUCUCCUGAAACCGCUGUCAUUGAGAGGAAUUUACCAGUGGGUUUGGAAGCGGGGAAGCCUUGCCUUGUCACAUGUAAAGAAGAGCAGAUGUUACCCUCCUUGCUGUCUGUCUAUAGGCACUCUGAGGGGGCACCUCUUCCAACGUAUGAUGAGGUGCUGGUCUGUACCCCUGAGACAGAGGAAGAAGACAUUGAGCUGAUUGUGAGGAGAGCUCUUUCCCCAGAGUCCAGACACAAAAAGAUCUAUUGCUUGCUUGGUGCAGAAAAAUUAGUUUACAAAGUCUCCGAACAGCUGGAAUCCCUCUUCUUCCACUUUGCACAAUCUUGUAGCAAUGCGGAUUACAGGUUUCUUAUCUUCUGUGACACCAAAGCUCACAAUUCUUAUGUUAUAACGGCCUUCAACACAUACAAAGUCUCCUUUUCCUGUGAUUCGGGAGUAGAAAUUCAGAAAUACCUGAAGACACACCUGAGAGUGCCCAGUGGGGUGGCACCUGUUGCUCAGGUCUUUGAAGAAUCUUAUCAACAGAACAUGAAGUUUGUAUUUUCAGAGCGAGCUGGCAUGGGGAAGUCUUUGUUUGUAGCAAAUACCACCAGAAAAGCCAAAACCCGACCAGAGAAUGCAGGACUGAGACACAAAACCAUUAGGCUGACGGAGUCGGAAAUAGAUUUUGGAUUUCUCCUGGAGGAGCUUCGCUCACUGGAACAGAAACCAACUGAGGCUGGGCCCAGGAUCUUCCACAUUGACGUAUCCCCUGUGGUCUCGAAGGGUCUUUACAAGUUACUGAUUGAGCUGUGCAUUCUGAGACACAUCCAAAGCCCUGAUGGCAUGGUCUGGAAGUGCAGAGAGUCCCAUCUUUAUUUGAUUGAAUACCUGGUGAGAGGAAAAGGCAUAAGCAGCACAAGAAAACAAGAGAUGACCAGUGAAAUGGAGAAAGGAUUUCUAGGUCUCCUUCCAGCUGUGAAAUGCAUGUCACCAAUAGAAGUACUAGAGAUACUUAAAAACAACAGUUCUGGAGCUGCUGCUGGCGUGGAACAACAGCUACUGGACAGUGACACGUUCAAGGGUGAUGCCUUCCAAAGGUCAUAUCAGUACAUCAGCAGAUAUCAGCGAAAGGCCAAUCUUGACAGGUUCUGUUUCACCCCUGGGAGGGUUGAAGGGACCCAGGAAGUGUGUCUGAGGCUCUUGUUGGACUCCUGUGGGAGAAAGAACCCUUCCUGGACUGAGCUCAGCAACUUCACGCGCUUCCUAAACCUCCAGCUGAUGAAGUGUGAAAACUCAGUGUUCUGCAGCAGCAAAUUAGCUGGAGAGGAAUUUAAGGGGUUUAAAGCAUUUAUUGUAAAAUUUAUGAUCACCAUGUCCAAGGACUUUGCCUUGCCUUCCCUAGCCAUGGCAGAUGAAAGCUCACCCAGCGAAGAGGAGAAAAUGGACGAGGACAGUGUAUUGAGAAGCUAUCAGCUAAGACGCAAGUGGGAGCAAGAGUCUCACCCCUACAUAAUUUUCCAUGCUGACAACCACUCCGUGGAGUUUUUGGGUUUUCAUAUCAAUUUGAGUUUUGAUGCUGUUGAUGCACAUUCACAGGCUGUUCUAGAGAAGAAGGUUAUUGACCGACGUUUAUAUCUCACCCUUGAGGCUCAGAAAGUCCCUUUCAAUAAAAAGUUUGAAGAUCUGUCCAGACAAGAGCAGCUAGAAACUCUCUGCAGCGUAUUCGGUGUGAGAAGCUCCCAAGACCCAGAUGAAUCCUACAAACUGACCCUGGACAAUACCAUGAAAAUGCUGGCCAUUCACCUGAGGUUCCAGUGUGGGAUUCCCGUGAUUGUCAUGGGCGAAACAGGCUGUGGGAAGACCAAGUUGGUGCAGUUCAUGUGCAGCUUGCAAAGAGCAGGAAGGGAUGUUCAGAAUAUGAUCCUGGUGCGUGUUCAUGGAGGCACCAGCUCCAAAAUCAUCCACCAGAAAGUCAAGGAAGCCAUCGAGCUGGCGCGCGUCAAUGAAGAGACGCACAACAUGGACACGGUGCUGUUCUUUGAUGAAGCCAACACCACCGAAGCUGUGUUUGCAAUUAAAGAGGUCCUAUGUGACCAGAGUGUGAAUGGAGAGCCAAUCUCCACCACUCGCUUAAAAGUGGUGGCUGCUUGCAACCCUUACAAAAGGCACACCAAGGAAACCAUUGAGAAGCUAGAGAAAGCUGGCUUGGGGUACAGAGUUCGGAGUGAAGACACCCUAGAAAAGCUGGGCUACAUCCCUUUGAGGCAGCUGGUGUAUCGGGUGCAGCCUCUUCCACCGAGCAUGUUGCCCCUUGUCUGGGACUUCGGAGAGCUAAAUGAAAAUACUCAGAGUCUGUACAUCAGACAGAUUGUUAAAUCCAUCGUGAAAGACAAGCUUCCCGAAGAGAACAUGGAUGUUUUUACCUCUGUCAUUUCCACCUCCCAGAAGUUUUUAAGAGAAAAGAAAGAGGAAUGCAGAAUCGCCAGUCUCCGGGACAUAGAGCGCUGCAUGCGGGUGCUGCUGUGGUUUUAUAGCUUAAGAGACCUGCUUUUUCCUCUUAUCGAUUUAAAAAAGAGUAAGGCUCAACAGUCAAAUGACUAUGACCCGUCCAUUCAUGCCCUUGCAAAGGGGUGUGAGAAAGAUCAGAUAUCUGCAUUAAAUGAAGCACAAAGAUCUCUGGUUCUUGCAGUUGGGGUUUGCUAUUAUGUAUCUCUCGAGAGUCGCCAAGAUUAUCUGAAAGAGAUCGCAAAAUGCUUCUCUGUGCCCGAAUCCCUGCUUCAACUAGAGAUUGUACUUUGCCAAGAGGUGUUCCUGGAUAACCUCUCUGUUCCCAGCACAACAGCACGGAAUGAUGCCCUAAGGGAAAACAUCUUCAUGAUGGUCAUAUGCAUGGACCUGAGAGUGCCGCUCUUCCUUGUCGGGAAGCCAGGUAGCUCCAAAUCCUUGUCUAAGACCAUAGCCGCUGACGCAAUGCGGGGCAGAUUAUCUGAAAAAGAAUUGUUCAAACGGUGCAAGCAGAUCCAACUGAUGUCAUUCCAGUGCAGCCCUCAUUCCAAGCCCGAAGGAAUCAUCUCCACUUUCAAACAAUGUGCACAGUUCCAAAGGGGCCAGAAACUGAAGGAGUUUGCCUCUGUGGUUAUCCUGGAUGAGAUAGGCCUUGCAGAAGACUCACCUGAGAUGCCCCUGAAGACACUGCACCCUCUUCUUGAAGAUGGUUGCAUUGAUGAUGAAGCCCCAGAACCUUACAAAAAAGUUGGCUUUGUUGGCAUUUCGAACUGGGCCCUGGACCCUGCUAAAAUGAACCGGGGCCUCCUUGUGUUCCGGACCGACCUCAACAAAGAUGAGCUGGUGAAGACCGCCAAGGGGAUCUGUGCUGUUGAUCGGCAUGUUACCAAGAUUGAGCGUUUGUUCCCCUCCCUGGCUGACUUCUAUUGUGAGGUGUUAAAGGAACAGUCCAUGGAAUUUUUUGGGCUCCGUGACUUCUACAGCCUCAUCAAAAUGAUACUGUUCUACACCAAGAACAUAAAAAGCAUCUCCCAAGAAAAACAGGUCAUUGCAAAAGCAAUUCUGAGAAACUUUGGAGGUUUAAAAGAUCUCAAUCCUUUAGAACUGUUCAGAAAGUGCUCACCCAUAUCUCUGCCUUCCAACUUAGAAACCAUCCAUACAGUUCAUUUGUUACAGGAAAAUUUAGACAAGAAACAGAUGGGGUUUGUAUCUAGAUACUUGUUGCUGUUAACAACAAACCAUGCGGCUUUCCAGAUCAUACAGAUGACCAAACUCAUGGACAUAGAGAACUGUGAUAUUAUAUUUGGCUCGGGUUUCCCAUGGGACCAAGAAUAUUCACAAGUGUGCCGCUCUGUUAACAGAGUGAAAAUCUGCAUGGAGAUAGGCAGGCCCGUCAUUCUCUUAAACAUUCACAACCUGUACGAAAGCCUUUAUGAUGCGCUGAAUCAGUGCUUCGUCAGGUUAGGAGGAAACUAUUAUGUCGACCUUGGCCUUGGAACUCACAGGGUUAAAUGCCGUGUGAAGGAGGAGUUUAGGUUGAUUGUGAUUGAGGAGAAGAACGUGGUUUACACGCAGUUCCCCACCCCGCUGUUGAACAGGCUGGAGAAGCACUGCUUGGAGAUGAACACCAUUCUGCACUGGCAGCAGAAGGGGCUGACGACACAGCUGAAUGAAUGGGCCAUGUUGUUUGUCACUAUCAAGAACACUGACUUCUGCUGCACGAGGCCGGCAGACCUGGCUCCCCAGGAACGUGAUGUUUUCAUUGGUUUCAGUGACGACACUUCUGCCACUGUUGUUCUGCAGUGCUCUCCGAGUGGUUUUCAUGGGAACUGUCUGCCCGAUGAAGAGUCAGUCCUCUCAGCUUCUAAAAGUAAACUCAUUGAGUGUGCAACCCCCGAUUCCAUCCUGCGCCUCAAAUAUUCUCCGCUGGAGGAUGCGGAGCAGGUUCAGGACCUCUAUUUUGGAAAGCAGAAGCACAAUGGCCUGAUUGACAUUCUGUGGGGGGCAGUGAAGCAAGAGUCAAAUGCAGAUGGCACCAAUGGACUGUGCCUGGAGGUUUCUACACAUGCAAGACUUCUAAACCAGAGAGAUUUGGAAAUAGUAAGAAAGAGACUGAACCUCCAAAAUAAAAUCCGCUGUCUUUUUCUAAAGCAGUUCCAUACAGAACAUGCAUUCCGCCAGGAACUUAGUAAGUUCUUCAGAAAAUCGACAGAAGAGAAACUGCUUUUUGUCCAGUUCAACUUUGACGAGCCGCAGAGCAGCAAAAGGCUUCUUGCCUGUGCAAAGUACUGCAUAGAGGAUGAGAGAAGAAAACCAGGAACGACCGGUCCAUCACACGCCGUCAUCAUAACCAAAGUCCCAAGGAUACUUGGGGGGUGCAGCUACCUGGCAUUCAGUGCUGGUGAGUGGCGCUCUGUUCACUUGGAUGACCUGCUGCCUCCCGAGACCUUUGCAGCCAAUCUGGGACAGCUCUCCAAAAUGACAGUCGCUGAGAUUUUCAUGAACAGCACCCAGCAGGGAACCGACACAGGUUGUCCAGAGGAUUCUAUUGCCCCUGAAGAGGCUGAAAAAGCCAAUGACUCCCCAGAGGAAAAUCUGCAACUGAUCAACACUGAAUACACGAUCAAACAAAGUGUCCAGAAAGCUGUGAUCCAGCUGGAGGAUAAGAAAGACAACAGCCAGCGAGCUACAGAAAGGAUACAGAUUCUCUGUGGUGCACUUUUUCAGUCUCAAAGCAAGAAUAUAUUUGCUCAUCAUUUUAUGGAAGUCUUGAAAAGGAGAAUUUGUAACCUUUUACAAGAACGAGAGAUGGUGAGCCAUAAGCCAAGAGAGUGGAUUUUCCGUAGAGCUCUGUCUAGCGAGUUCAUACUUGAAGGCGCUUCAUUCAGGCAUGUUGUCUGGAUUCAUUUGGAAGACAUUGUGGCAAACAUGUUUGCUCAAAUUCUAGCAGUAAUUGAUGCAAACAACAACUUGGAUCAUAUCGCUCAAGAAACUCCUGUCUCUGACCUCUGGCUCCAGAUGUUCAAAGAUGAAUCAUUUCUGAAGAUUAAGUAUACCAGCAAGACCCCUGAUGCAAAGAUUUCUGUGUUAUCAAUGAGCGAAGACCCCAGCAGGUCUGUGCCUUGCUGCUUUCCAUUCAGCUGGGUUCUGAAAGCUCGCCUGGAUGAGAUAUGGGAGACAGUCCAUCGGGUGAAAGGUUAUCCAAAGGACCCUACUAUGGACUCUGCUGAGAUGUUUCAAAGGUCUGUCUUGAAAAUACCAGUGCCAGAUGGCAAUAGUCCAGAAAUGGUUCAGCGUUAUGCCAGUGAUUUUGUGAGGAUGGCUUUUCCAGGGCAAGAUGUUCAGGUUUAUGAGAUUUUGUCUAAUGGUCUCAUAACUGGUGCGAAGCAGCUCUGCGCCUCUUUGGCAAAUGACAAUGUGAGGUUUUCCCUGAUUUGGCUGCACAUUGAAUAUUUCUACCUACAAGAGAAUUAUCAGCUGUUCAUCAAUUUAGUGAAGAACGAGGAGACUUUAGUCAAUGAGCUGCUGAAAGUUUAUAAAGAAGACACAACUAAAAGGUUUCUAGCUCUUGAUGCCGUGAGCAUCGUCCUGAAGCAACUGCAGCCCACAGAGAAGGAGCUUCUACCAUUCAACGCCUGCCUGAGCUGGCUGAAAAGGAUCAAGUUCAUUAAGCACACUGUGGAGCUGAUCACAUCGGACAACUACCUGAUGAGACUUUACCGUAACAAAGGGGAAUUAUUGAACAGCGUAUUACACCAAUGGAAUUGCACCAACAUCGUCUACCUGCUCAUCGAUCACCUGCUACACGAUGAAACCACUAUAGAUGAGAAGCUGCUAAAGCUCGUUGUGAAGCAGUUUGUCUUCCUCUGGCAAUUACUGUAUGAUAUUGAAGAUCACAAACCAGCGAAGAUUUUUGAAGUUGUAACAAAAGUGCUGACGAGAUGCACCAACAAUGCUGCUACCGUCUAUCUUGUGAAGGGCGUGAACAAAUGCAAAAGCUGCCAGAACGAGAUCACUGACCCGGCUGAGCUGCCCUGCGGUCACAUUUUCUGCACUCAGUGCAUCUGGGAGUGGAACAUCCGGCAGUGCAAGAUCUGCAAGGAGAGCGUCCCCGAGGAUUACGUGCCCACCGCCUCCCCGAUCACCAGGUAUCGCACAGUCGCCUGA